UCCUGGGCCGUGACUCCCCGCGCCGCCCCGGCCCCGGCCCCGGCCCCAGCCCCGGCCCCGGCCCCGCCGCCGCCUCCGGCUCGACCGCCGCCGGCCCCGCUCGCCCCCGCGGGCCGCAGUCCCCUCCCUCCCGCCCGGCCUCCCUCCUGCCCGCACCCGCGGGCGGCAGCAGGAGCCCCGGCCCCGCCGGCGGCCCCAGCCCCCGGCCGCCCGCCGACGCUCCCCGCCGUGGCCGGGCCGGGGCGGCGGCAGCGGCUCCCGCCACCGGGACCGGCCCGCCCCGCCGCGCUCCCCCGCCUCGGUGCCGUCGGCGGCCGCCUGCCGGGCCGGGCGCCGCCUCCCGCGGAGCCGCGGCCGGGACCGGAGCCGGAGGCGGCCGCGCUCCCCGGCCCGGCGGCCGCGCAGCAGCAUCACUGUCUUGAUAGUAAUGAAACAAAAGCCCAAUUACGCAGCAUAAAGCCUCGCGCUAUAUCCAGGAAGCAGCUUGCCAGAAUUUGACAGUUGGACAAAGGAAGCUUCAUUGACAAAGUUCUUCAGAAGAAAACAUCUCAGUGGAGGGAUCCCUUGAAGCUUGCCCUGGGAAUGGACAGCUACCUCCAUUUCUGGGGGAGAGUAGUGCCUAGUGAAGAAGCCUCCAAGGCAAGUUGUGGAGUGUGCUGAUACUCUCUGAAGAGCAAAGGGAAGGGGCGACCUUCCAGGCCAGCAGCCAUGCCUUUCGGGCUGAAACUGCGACGGACCAGGCGCUACAACGUCUUGAGCAAGAACUGCUUUGUGACACGGAUCCGUCUGCUGGACAGCAAUGUGAUCGAGUGCACCCUCUCCGUGGAGAGCACGGGGCAGGAGUGCUUGGAAGCUGUUGCUCAGAGGCUGGAAUUACGAGAGACGCACUACUUUGGCCUUGGGUUUCUCAGCAAGAGCCAGCAAGCUCGAUGGGUGGAACUGGAAAAACCUCUGAAGAAGCAGCUGGACAAAUUUGCCAAUGAGCCUUUGCUUUUCUUUGGGGUAAUGUUCUAUGUGCCCAGUGUUUCCCGAUUGCAGCAGGAGGUAACAAGAUACCAGUAUUACCUACAAGUGAAAAAGGAUGUUCUUGAUGGCCGAUUACGUUCUUCGCUGGAGCAGGGAAUUCGGCUAGCUGGUUUGGCAGUGCAAGCGGAUUUUGGAGAUUAUAAUCAAUUUGAGUCUCAUGACUUCCUCCGAGAAUAUGUCCUGUUUCCUAUGGACUGGACCCAGGAUGAAGCUGUCUUGGAGGAGCUGACUCAAAAGGUUGCUCAGGAACACCGAACUCACAGUGGCAUUACAGCAGCAGAAGCUGAGCUGAUGUACAUCAAUGAAGUGGAACGCCUGGAAGGGUUUGGGCAGGAAAGUUUCCCUGUGAAGGAUAAUCAUGGAAAUGACAUACACCUUGGUAUUUUCUUCAUGGGAAUCUUCUUAAAAAACAGAAUUGGAAGGACAACUGUGAUCUAUAGGUGGAAUGACAUUGGGAAUAUAGCACAUAACAAGUCUUCAAUUGUUCUAGAGUUGAUCAACAAAGAAGAGAAUGUGCUCUUUCACACAGAUGAUCUUGAAAAUGCCAAGUAUAUUUCGCGACUGUUUGCAGCAAGACAUAAGUUUUACAAACAGAACAAAAUCUGCACAGAACAAUCAAGUUCUCCUCCCCCUAUCAGACGGCGGCCCACUUGGAGCAGGUCAUCCUUGCCAAGACAACACCCAUUUAUACUGCCUCCUAUGCAUGUCCAGUGUGGAGAGCACUACACGGAAACACAUAAUUCACAAGAUAGCAUUUUCCAUGGAAAUGAAGAAACUUUCUAUGGUAGGUCUCAGACUAGUCUGGACAGGUGUCCAGUGGACUUCAGCUACCUGAAUGGUAAUGGACCCAAUGGGAGCGUAUGCAGUGCCCACAGCAUGAACUCCCUUAAUCGCUCCCAGAACUUCAUUCAGGCAUCUCCAAUGUCCUCCAACCUGAGCAUCCCUGGAAGUGACAUCAUGAGAGCAGACUACAUCCCCAGCCACAGACAUAGUGCAAUCAUAGUACCAUCUUACCGGCCAACUCCAGAUUAUGAAACUGUCAUGAGGCAAAUGAAGAGAGGAGUGAUCCAGAUGGACAGCCAAAGUCAGUCUUUGAGGAAUCUCAAUAUUGGAAACACACAUGCUUACAACCAGCCAGAAGACCUAGUUUACAGUCAGCCUGAGAUUCGAGAGAGACAUCCUUACACCAUGACUUAUGGUCCCCAGAGUGGUGGUGGCAGCUAUAACAAACCUGUUGCCCCCUCUGACCAAAUGAACCCUAAUCACACUAUGCAAAAUAAGACAGCAGCCAGUAACAUCUCACACACGGUUAGCACACCAGAACUGGCUAAUAUGCAGCUGCAAAGCAGCCAGAAUUACAACACUGCUCAUAUGUUAAAGAACUAUCUGUUCAGACCCCCACCUCCAUAUCCACGUCCACGUCCUGCCACCAGCACGCCUGACCUGGCCAGCCACCGGCAUAAAUAUGUCAGUGGGAGCAGUCCUGACCUGGUCACUCGGAAGGUCCAGCUCUCGGUAAAGACAUUCCAAGAGGACAGCUCGCCGGUCGUCCGCCAGUCGCUGCAGGAGGUCAGUGAGCCCCUCAUGGCAGUGAAGCAUCACGCAGCUGUGAACAAGCGCCAUAGCUUGGAGGUCAUCAGCAACAUGGUACGUGGUAUAGAAGCCAUGGCAUUAAAAACUUUAAACGCCCCUCUGCCACGCAGGAAUACUUUGCGAGAGCAGGUGCAGCCAGAAGAGGCAGUUCAGAUGGGACAUGAAGUUCAGCAGGUUCCUCAUUAUCAUCAUAAAAAGACAUUCUCCGAUGCCACAAUGCUGAUACAUAGCAGCGAAAGCGAAGAGGAAGAAGAAACUGCAGAAUCUGUGUCACAGAUAACAGCUCUUCAUGAGAACAUGGAAUAUAGUGCUCAGUUGCAAGCUGCCUUGGCUAGAAUACCAAAUAAACCUCCUCCAGAAUAUCCUGGGCCUCGUAAAAGUGUCAGCAAUGGAGCUCUGAGGCAGGACCACGUUAGUGUUUCUGUGGCUGCUGCCAGGGCCAAGGCCAUGAGGCCAGGGCCGUCCAAGGCCAUUAGUGUAUCUCGAACUGAUCAAGUGGCAAUAAAUGGGUCUUCACUUGGGCCCUCUAUCUCAGAGCCUGACCUCACAAGUGUGAAGGAGAGGGUCAAGAAGGAGCCCGUCAAGGAAAGGCCUGUGUCUGAAAUGUUUUCUAUUGAAGACAGCAUUAUAGAAAGAGAAAUCAUGAUGAGGAAUCUAGAAAAGCAGAAGAUGGCAGGCCUGGAGGCCCAGAAGAGGCCCUUGAUGUUGGCAGCACUGAAUGGGCUCUCGGUUGCUAGGGUUCGUGUGCCGGAGGACAGCCAGGAUGAAGUAGCCAAGGUGCCAAUGGAUGAGAGGUGCAAAAUCUUGAAGAGGAAGUUGGAAGAGGGGAUGGUGUUUACAGAAUACGAGCAGAUUCCAAAGAAAAAGGCAGAUGGGAUCUUCACCACUGCUGCCUUGCCUGAAAACACUGAGCGCAACCGUAUCAGGGAGGUUGUUCCUUAUGAAGAGAACCGAGUAGAGCUGGUGCCAACCAAAGAAAAUAAUUCAGGCUACAUCAAUGCUUCACACAUAAAGGUUACUGUAGGUGGGGAGGAGUGGCACUACGUUGCCACCCAAGGACCUCUGCCACACACAUGCCAUGACUUCUGGCAGAUGGUGUGGGAACAGGGGGUGAAUGUUAUAGCCAUGGUCACUGCUGAAGAGGAGGGAGGAAGAAGUAAGAGUCAUCGUUAUUGGCCUAAGCUGGGCUCUAAGCACAGCUCAGCCACUUACGGGAAGUUCAAGGUGACAACCAAGUUCCGCACUGACUCCGGCUGCUACGCGACCACGGGUCUGAAGGUCAAGCACCUUCUGUCUGGACAGGAGAGGACUGUGUGGCACUUGCAGUAUACCGACUGGCCAGACCACGGAUGUCCAGAAGAAGUCCAAGGCUUUUUAUCUUACUUGGAGGAGAUACAGUCGGUGCGUCGCCAUACCAACAGUGUGUUGGACAGCAGCAACAAUUGCAACCCUCCUAUUGUGGUUCACUGCAGUGCAGGGGUUGGAAGGACCGGCGUGGUUAUCCUAACAGAACUGAUGAUUGGGUGUUUGGAGCAUAAUGAAAAAGUGGAUGUGCCUGUGAUGCUGAGACACCUGCGGGAGCAGAGAAUGUUUAUGAUUCAGACCAUAGCCCAGUACAAAUUUGUCUAUCAAGUGCUCAUCCAGUUCCUGCAAAACUCCAGACUUAUUUAAUCUCUUUAAAGAUCCCAGACAUAGCUUUCUGGAUUUGACUGAACCUUGCUGAUAAGAGGGCAACUGUCUUGAUAACGUGUGCAUAUAUUUUACUUACUCAAGUUGUCUUGAAAGUAAGCAGUGAUUAUUCUUUACUAGAGUCUCCCAUGGAUUAUUUUAUACAAGAUAUAAUUUAUUUUUCUUGGAAUAACUUGAGAAUUACUUUAAUAACUUGUGAAACUUAUGGUGACUUUUUAAUUGAACCACAUUUGAUAUGACCGAUCUGCAUUGUAACAUGUUCAUAGGGAAAGCAAUCCUUUCUAAAGGUGUAGUAUAUUGGCUUUUAACUUGCCACAUAGUUUAUGAAAUGAACAGGUAUUUGGCAGUAGGCUUUUUCUCAGAUAAGAAUAUUGUGGAGCAAGAUAUGUGGCUUCCAUGGUAAAAGUGAGACCUGCUACAUGUCAGCUAGGGUUCUGUAAGAGUAGAGUCUGAGGAUGCAAAAUCCUAAGGUACAGAGACCUGUGCCUCUGCACAAGCAGCAGGGAGAGUUACAGAGGGCUCAAACACAGGCAGUUGUGAGGGCAGAGAGCUGUGGGUGCUAAAAUUGUUCAAAUUUCACAGGAAUUACAGUUUCAGUUUAGUCUGUGAAAGUAAAACUGGAUCUUUUAAACAAGGCCUUUACCAUCCUUUGGAGGGAUUCUUAAGAGAUGAAGUGUUAGGAAAACGACCCAGAACAAGAUGAGGUCAAUCGGAGUCUUUCCUGUAACUGUAGUGGGCUGUGGAUUCAACGGCAGAGGCAUUUCAGCUUAAAUAGCACUCCCUUCCUCCUGCCCACCCCCACGUACACUUUAGCAAGUUGUGGUGGAAUUCCCACACUAUUAUUUCUGGUUAAGAGAUAGAAAGAAAAGUUCCUGCACUGAGGCUGCUCCCUCCUUGCACGACUCCCCUGUUUCUCAUCUCUGUAAGCUGCCAUCCUCCUGCCAGCAGUCCUGCUCUUGGCUGAACUUGCUCGGACUCGGUGGUCCUGUAGGAUUGCUAGAAAACAGACCAGGCUGGAAGGGAGCCCUGGAGGUCUCUGGUCCCAGCCCUGCUCACAGCUGGGCCAACUUCAAAGUUGGAUCAGGCGCCCAAGGUCGUGUCCAGUCAAGUUUCAGAAAUCUCUAAGGGUGGAGGUUCCACAGCCUUGCUGGGCCCCUGUACCAAUGCUUAGCCAUUGUUGUGGUGAAAUUGUUUUUCCUGAAAUCCAUCCCUUUCCCAGAUACAUUUAAUCUUUUAGUCCUGCAUUCCUUUUGCUUCGCAUGCCUACCUGCUAACCCUUGGCCCUCCAUCGUCAUCUCUGACCCUUUCCUCUCUGACAGCUAGUCCCACCCAACUGUGUCUUCUCUUCUUCUAGGGGAUUCCCACUCUCUCCAAUGUUUUGUCCUCCUUCUGCCUCUAGUUUUGCAUCCCCUUAAUCACCCUACUGGCUGGUGCUUCUGUCUUUAUACUGUCUGUACAGCCUGAGCAGAUAAACCAUCUGAUGUCCUGUUUUUUUAUCUCCCAGUUUCCUACUGUGUUUCUCUUUGCUGGAUGAGAGUGUUUAUUUCUUCUGAGGAUACAGCUGUUAUGCCAUGGCAUUAUGGGAAAUGCAGUCAUUGCCCUUUCUGCAAAGAAAAGCUUCAGCAGUAGCAGAUGGGAUAGGUCAGGUUAAGUAUUAUUGGAGGCUGUGGACCAGGAGUUCCCAAUUCCCAAACAAGUCACAGGGUCACAGAAUUGUUGGGGUUGGAAGGGACCUCUGGAGAUCAGCUAGUCCAACCCCCCUGCUUAAGCAGGGUCACCUACAGCAGGUUGCCUGGGACUGUGUCCAGUUGGGUUUUGAAUAUUUCCAAGGAUGGAGACUCCACAGCCUCUGUGGGCAACCUGUUCCAAUGUUCAACCACCUUCACAAUGAAGUGUUUUCUUGUGUUCAGAAGGAAUUUCCCAUACUUCAGUUUGUGCCUGUUGCCUCUUGUCCUGUCCCUGGGCACCACUGAGAAGAGUCUGGCUCUGGCUUCGUUACACUCUCCCAUCAGUUAUUUAUACACAUUUUUCAGAUCCCCUGAGCUGUCUCUUCUCCAGGCUAAACAGUCCCAGCUCUCUCAGCCUUUUCUCAUAUGACAGAUGCACCAGUCCCUUAAUCAUAUUAGUAGCCCUUCACUGGACUUGCUCCUGUAGCUCUAUCUCUCUCUUCUACUGUGGAGCCCAACACUGGACCCUGUACACUGAAAAUGUUCUCACUGGUGCUGAGCAGAGGGGGAAGAAUCACCUCCCUCGACCUGCUGGCAAUGCUCUGCCCAAUGCAGCCCAUAGGGCUUCUUUGUCGCAAGGGCACGUUGCUGGCUCAUGGUCAAUUUGUUGUCCACCAGGACCCCCAGGGCCUUCUCUGCAAAGCUGGUCUCCAGUUGGCCCCCAGCCUGUUCUGCUGCAUGGGAUUAUUCCUCCUUGGGGACAGGAUGUGGCACUUCCCUUUGCUGAGCUUCAAGUUCCUCUCUGCCCAUCUCUCCAGCCUGGUAAGGUCCCUCUGAACAGCAGUGCAACCAUCUAGUUCAACCAUGUAGUUGGUAUAUCAGCCACUCCUCCUAGUUCUGUAUCAUCUGUGUUAAAAAAAAAAAAAAAAAAAAAAAAAAAAUCAGGUGUGUCCUAAAACCUACUGUGGAAACACAGAUCAUAAUCCAGAAAGUUUGCAAUGCAGUUACUGUUUAAAAGAUUCAGAAAUACUAUGCUUAUUUGUCGCAUCUCAUGAGGCUGCUUUUCUAAAAUUCCCCUCCUUCUGCUUGGCAACAAAAGUCAAACUUGUUGUUCUUGUUUUAAAUGUGCAUAAUCAAGCCAUAAUAGCUUGAAGUCAAUGCAUAAAGGCCUAAGCCUACAUGCAGCCUCGGCUUCGGUAGGAUCGCUAAAGGGACCUGUGCACCUACCUUUCCCUAAAAUCAGUGGGAGCUUAAUCUACAUUUCAGUACUUGAAUGCUUCUCAAAAUGCAUUUAAAACUCCACUGUGUUUUUACUUGGCUCUAUGCAAUACAGGCCUAAUGAUAUGAGAAGAAUUCUGGUGGAAACUGCUAGUUACCAGCAAAUGCUUAUGAGUUAUUUAGCUCUAAUAUCUUGACCGUGUUCCUUUUAAGGAUCACUUGAGUUUUCAGUCAGCUUCAGUUCUCCUCUAACUUCUUCUGCCAAUGCCAACAUAUCUCUUGUUAAAUUAGCAGCAACCAUUUAAAGUCUCUUCAGCAGCAUCUGCAUGAUAAUUGCAUAGAGAUGCUUUAUAUCUGGGAAACAAGCCAAGGAAUAAACCUUAAAGCAAAGUGUAUUAAAUUAGUUAUCUCGUUAUAGCUUUUGGAAUAAUUUCCUAAUGAUGAAUUAAGUUUGAACUCAGAGCUGUCAAGUCCCAUUGCUCCACUUGGGAUUGAGAGGCAGAAAAUCAGAAGGGAAAAUAAUCUGUUCCUGUGUCUUACAAUUCAGUUAUUUUUGGUUGAAAUGUAUACUAGUAUUUCCACAGUAAGUAGAAAUAGUGAUUUCGUAAGAGAAAGUAAAGAGCUGUGUUUAAAAGGAAGAAAUUAGGCUAAUGUUGUCUUUUUUGCAAAGACACAUCUAGACGUCUUAGAAAAAUAUUAAUUACAAAAUGGCACCAAAAAGCCUUUCCAAAUUAAGUCAGUGCCUAUUAAUGAGGCAAAUAAAUGGCCAUGCAGUAAACAAGAGUUUCCGAUUAAUUCCUAACGUGGCUGGUAUGGUAGAUAGAGGCCAGUGUGACUCACUUUUUCUCUUUAAUUGUGAAAGAAUAGUAAUUUCAAACUUUUCCUUUCAUCUGACUUCAAUGUAUUUUUCCUGCUAGAUUUUAUCUUGACUAGAUCUGCUAAUAUCAUAGGUGAAUUGGGUUGGGGCACGUCUUCAGAGGUUCCUUUCCACCUCAGCUUGCAACCAAACUUCAGCAUGCCAAGGUUUUAUGAUUGAAACGUGAUACAGUUUUGCAGGGGAAAAACUGAACCUUCUGACUUUGAACCUGUUGUAGUUUUAUCAGACCUAAAUGCUUGGGCAGUAUUUCCUAACCUUUAGGGAGUGACAGGAAAAUGCAUUUUGUAUCCAGUUUCAUUAGUCAUAGCAGGAAUGAAACCAGGAGACUUAAAGAAACAGGACUGUUUAAUUUUUGUCCCGCACACUUAAUAGUAGUGCUUAAACAGAAAAGGAGGACAGUUUUGCACUGCCGUUUGUGGGUUGCGUACUUCCUAACAUCAAAGCAUGGCGAUGGGUUGGUUACAAGAAACCGUAUUCAUCCAUUUGGAGCAGAGUUUGGAUUGAAAAUCUUACAAAAAAUGCAUCAAUUUUCUAAGAAUGGAGCUGCAUCUUGAGAGUUUAUGAAACAAACAGGCUUCUCCAAGUCUUGCCAGUUGCACUCUGGCGAGUUUAGCUUCCUUCAUUACUUUGUAAGAGAGCACUUGGAGUGGUUGAAUAAGCACUUUUCAUACACUUUUUAUCUAUAUUUAAUGUUGCCAUUUAACAGCGUAUUUCUUUUUUCCUUAACAGUGGUGGUAUUAAGAUUGCUGGCAUCAAAUUUUUGGUUAUUGUGUGUAGUUUAUGGUCUGAGCAUUUCAUGAUUAACAGUAUCUGGAUCAGGGAUGGGAGAGCUGACUGCUGAAUGUGGACGCUGCUCACAAAUGGUCUGCUCAGUGCUGUAGAUGUCCUGUAUGCGUCCUCCACAUGCUGCAGUGGAUGGUGGAGGUUGGCCCAGUGCCUGCACGUUAGCCCUGCUUUGAGACCACUUGUCCUUGAUCAGCUUGGGAAAGAUGAAGCUUGAUCCCACAAACUUUUUCCUAUAUGGCUGUAUAGUGACCCUAAAUACUCAGCUUUAUUGGAAAUACCUUUUCCCUAAAAUAGUGUUUCAACUGAAGUGAGACACACCUGUGAAAAUUUAUUAAACCUAUUGUUAACACAGUCAUUUUUAAGGCUAUUUCUCUUCCACUUAUUUAAAUCAGCUGCCUUAACUACAAAUAAUAUUAAAUAUUUGCAUGACUUUGAAAGCUUUUUUUUUAAUUAUUCCUUUCUUGUAAACAGCCAGAAAUGCAAAUGGUAGAACACAGUUUGGAAAUGAAUGAGUAAGUCUCAGUGCUUCAAUCGAGAAGAUCAUUUUAAGCUAAUAAUACUUAGUUUUUGACCCAAUAUUUGCUAUGUCACUGUAGCCCACAGGUGACCCUAAAGCAAGUGCUCAUAGGAAAGCUCUUACCGGGAUACAGCUGGAAAAUCUUCUGGGGUAAAUUCAGCAGUUACUGACCACACUGCAUUCUCAACAGCCGACUUCCCAAGGGUCUCUUGGGAUGAGAUGAUGACUGAAUUAGCUGUUGCCAGUCUUGCUAACGAUUUGUGAAUUGUGUGCUUGAAAAGGGUAAGCACCAGUAUGGCUGGUAUUUGCUCUAGCAGCUCUUCUGCAUCAGUGAGAGGCUAGAACUAAAUUUUGCUGCCUGUCUUUUUGGAAAAGAAUGCUUUACAUCCAGAGAACCAGGGUGGCUCCCGUUUCAUGAAAUAAAGGCUGCAUCUUGUUGAAGGAGCAAGUAGCCAAAGCUGAUCUUGAAAGAGAAGUACUGCUUAAAAAUGUAAUUUGUCCAAUACUCUAUAAAACUGGAUAUAAAUCUGCGAAUGUAUGACCACAGUGAGGUGGAGUUUGAGUGUAGAUUUUGAUGCCAACAGGAGAAAGGUUACAGGGUCAAAAUCCUGAAAGCAGUAGUGCCCAGUUCAUUCUUAGCCUUGCCUAGAGCUUUUUCUUGUAGAAUCUGGUGCUAUGGGAACUACAAAUGCAGUUCUUGCCAUGUGAGUCUUUAGAGAGGAGAGGAGGACAUUAUACAUGCAGCCACUUGUAACCUUGACUUGCAGGGAUUUGAAGGGCUGUAAUUUGAGGAAGGGAACAGCUGGCUGCUUGGGCUGUUGGGCAAACAAGAGAAGAUGGAGUUCUUAGCCAUAGACAAACCACUGUUAAAUGGUGAAACAAAACACUGGUGCACAGGUCAAAAAAUAGCAGUGUUUAUAUAUUUUUAAAGGUAACUAAACAUUUUUGUUAUUGUAAGAUACUCUAAAAACAGUGAAUUUCCCCAGUUCCUCUUGGCCAUUUUUCAAGAUGGUUCUUCAGUGUUUCAAGGUUUUGAUGCCUGUGAUGUGUGUGUACCCUUACUGAGAGUUUCCCACAUGCUACUAUUACAGGACUUUGCCUCUGCAGGGUGAACUAGAAGUCAGCAGUAAAAUGGCAGCUUUCACUGAACAAUCCUAGCACUAUUUAACAGUAAUGGAAAGACUGAUACUUUAGCAGAACCCUGAAAUGAAUACAGUGCUUAGUGGUUUAUUCUUCCAAAUACUUCGGUAGCAGUCUUCCCUGAUACGCAAACAAGAGCAAAUGAGGAAAGUUUCCUACAACAUACUUCCAUGACAUCCUGUCUUUGAUAGUGGUUGGUAGCUGACACUGAGGUAAGAAAUGUAAGAACCAGCUAUAGCAUAUUCUGUUCAGCCCCUCUAGCAUCAUGCCUGGCAAUCAGUGAUUUAGGGGCUUCCUGAGGUUUAAGUUAUAUCUUACUCAUCAUGUUUAAUUAAAUGCUGAUGGAUCAAUCUUCCAUGAAUUGCAUAAUUUUUUUUAAACCCACUUAUUCUUCUGGCCAUCACAACAUCCUGUGUUAGUGAGUUCCACAACUUAAUUAUACAUUAUUAUGAACAAGAACUUCUUUGUGUAUGUUAAAUAAAAGUAUUUUUUGCUGCUACUCAGAAUCUUUAAAAGAAUAUAAAUUUUUAUUGCCAAAAACAUUGUUAGUAGUAUGAUUAUCCUGUUGAGAUUGCUCCCUAUGGAAAACACACUUUCCUCAUUAGUGAAGUACCUUUCUUUGGAUAUUUUACAAAGGAAAAAAGUUUACACAUGCAGAUGACUGUACUAUUCCCAUAUAUAACUGUGUGGGAUGUGUUAAAUGAAAUAACAUGUUUAAAUAAGUUUUACAUCACUGGAUUUUACUGUCCUGUUUUACUUCAGUAUUUUGAUGAUUCCUGUUGUAUUUGCUCUGUAACUCUGUACAUGACAGUUUAGUGCAAAGCAGUGAUUUAACAAUCUCACGAUCUCGUUGUAUGUACACGUUUUGCAGACAAGUGAGAUAUCAGUUAUAUGCUCUUCCUCUCACCCCACUCCCUCUUGUUCGGGCUGAACAGCAUAACUAUUUUAUACUAUUGAAAGCCUUUAAAAAAAAAUCUAUGCAUGCUAUUUUAUAUUCUAAUGUAUUAUUCAUAUCAGUACAUAAGCUUAUGCUUGUCAGUUUUAUCUUGUGUAUAGAACUGAUUACUUUUGACAGUAUUUUUGCACUGUUUCUUUUCUUUCUCUUUUUAUAAAGUUCUGUUCAGCAUUAAUUGACUGCAAUAAUUUUUUACCUCUUUCACUGCCUUUGUGUAAAUAGUUUCUUACAUGCCUUUUCAAAUAUGAGAAUAUCUUCAGUCACUAAGGUUUUUUUGGUAAGGCUGUCCUUCAUAUUCACAGUAUACAAUAAACCAUUUUUUUCAAGGAAA
Messenger RNA from Dromaius novaehollandiae (emu), 11799 nucleotides. RefSeq names its product protein tyrosine phosphatase non-receptor type 14 (gene PTPN14). Gene Ontology annotation, biological process: protein dephosphorylation; lymphangiogenesis. The record is from RefSeq and is a predicted model, not a curated record. The transcript has 20 exons. NCBI's taxonomy places the organism in Eukaryota, Metazoa, Chordata, Aves, Casuariiformes, Dromaiidae. Bases 709 to 4290 code for a protein of 1193 amino acids. Gene Ontology annotation, cellular component: cytoskeleton. Gene Ontology annotation, molecular function: protein tyrosine phosphatase activity.